Messenger RNA from Euleptes europaea (tarantolino), 2139 nucleotides. Its product is annotated as oocyte zinc finger protein XlCOF6-like. The coding region runs from base 1 to 2139 and encodes 712 amino acids. The record is from RefSeq and is a predicted model, not a curated record. Lineage: Eukaryota; Metazoa; Chordata; Lepidosauria; Squamata; Sphaerodactylidae. The transcript is spliced from 7 exons. Gene Ontology annotation, biological process: regulation of cytokine production; regulation of immune system process; negative regulation of transcription by RNA polymerase II.
AUGGAAGAGAAGGACGCAGAAUCUCCUGGAACUGACAAGAGAGCAAGGAAAGGCCCCCAUCCCAUCCAGGCUGGGAGUGGUGUUGAAUUCUGGGAAAGAGCUGUGCCAGAAAUCCUGGCUCAGGACACUGUGAUCACUGAUGAACAUUGCCAGCGUUUCCAGCACUUCUGCUACCAUGAGGCUGAUGGGCCCCGAGAGCUUUGCAGCCAGCUCCAUAAACUUUGCAACCGCUGGCUGAAGCCGGAGAGGCACAGCAAGAAGCAAAUCGUGGACCAGGUGAUCCUGGAGCAGUUCCUGAUCUUCCUGCCCUCGGAGAUGGAGAGCUGGAUGUGGCGACCCUCUGUGAAGAUGGAAGCUAACUUCUCUGAGGCGGAAAGAGCUUCAUCAGAGGACGGGCAGAGAGGGCAGGUCCAGUUGGAGGCGACCCAAAAGAAGGGGAAGGAGAUGGAAGAGAAGGACGCAGAAUCUCCUGGAACUGACAAGAGAGCAAGGAAAGGCCCCCAUCCCAUCCAGGCUGGGAGUGGUGUUCAAUUCUGGGAAAGAGCUGUGCCAGAAAUCCUGGCUCAGGACACUGUGAUCACUGAUGAACAUUGCCAGCGUUUCCGGCACUUCUGCUACCAUGAGGCUGAUGGGCCCCGAGAGCUUUGCAGCCAGCUCCAUAAACUUUGCAACCGCUGGCUGAAGCCGGAGAGGCACAGCAAGAAGCAAAUCAUGGACCAGGUGAUCCUGGAGCAGUUCCUGAUCAUCCUGCCCUCGGAGAUGGAGAGCUGGAUGUGGCGACCCUCUGUGAAGAUGGAAGCUAACUUCUCUGAGGCGGAAAGAGCUUCAUCAGAGGACGGGCAGAGAGUGCAGGUCCAGGUGUGUGCCCAAGAUGCCCUCUCACCUGGUUUCUUAGAUACUGUAUUUGCCAGGGAAAGGACUCACACAGGGGAGAAACCUUUUGAAUGCACAGAGUGUGGAAAGAAAUUCACUACAAGUUCCGGUCUUCAAAAGCAUCUAAGGACCCACACAGGGGAGAAACCUUUUGACUGCUCAGACUGUGGAAAAAGAUUCAGACGAAGUGACGCUCUUCAGGAGCAUCAAAGAACCCAUACAGGAGAGAAAUCAUUUCAGUGCUCAGAGUGUGGAAAGAAAUUCAAAUGUGGAAAGAAAUUCACUGUGAGUUCCAGACUUCAAAUGCAUCUAAGGACCCACACAGGGGAGAAACCUUUUGAAUGCUUAGUGUGUGGAAAGAAAUUCAGUCACAAUUCCAGUCUUCAACAGCAUCAAAGAACCCACACAGGGGAGAAACUAUUUGAGUGCCCAGAAUGUGGAAAGAAAUUCACUGUGAGUUCCAGUCUUCAAAUGCAUCUAAGGACCCACACAGGGGAGAAACUAUUUGAAUGCCCAGAAUGUGGAAAGAAAUUCACUGUCAGUUCCGGACUUCAAAGGCAUCUAAGGACCCACACUGGGGAGAAACCUUUCGAAUGCUCAGAAUGUGGCAAGAAAUUCACUGUGAGUUCCAGUCUACAAGUGCAUCUAAGAACCCACACAGGGGAGAAACCUUUUGACUGCUCAGACUGUGGCAAGAAAUUCACUACAAGUUCCAGUCUUCAAAUGCAUCUAAGAACCCAUACAGGAGAGAAAUCAUUUCAGUGCUCAGAGUGUGGAAAGAAAUUCAAUCAGAGCAGCAAUCUUCAACAGCAUCUAAGAACCCACGCAGGUGAGAAACUUUUUCAGUGCUCAGAAUGUGGAAAGAAAUUCACUACAAGUUCCAGUUUUCAAAUGCAUCUAAGGACCCACACAGGGGAGAAACCUUUUAAAUGCUCAGAAUGUGGAAAGAGAUUCAGUCAGAGUGGCACUUUUCAUGUACAUCUAAGGACCCACACAGGGGAGAAACCUUUUGAAUGCCCAGAGUGUGGAAAGAAAUUCACUACAAGUUCCAGUCUUCAAAUUCAUCUAAGAACCCACACAGGGGAGAAACCUUUUGACUGCUCAGACUGUGGAAAGAGAUUCAGUCGAAGUGACACUCUUCAGCAGCAUCAAAGAACCCAUACAGGAGAGAAAUCAUUUCAGUGCUCAGAGUGUGGAAAGAAAUUCAAUCAGAGCAGCAAUCUUCAACAGCAUCUAAGAACCCACCAAGGGGCCUCACAGCUGUGA